Molecule: messenger RNA, 5690 nt
Organism: Oncorhynchus keta (chum salmon)
Lineage: Eukaryota; Metazoa; Chordata; Actinopteri; Salmoniformes; Salmonidae
Gene: kcnc1b
Product: potassium voltage-gated channel, Shaw-related subfamily, member 1b
Exons: 4
Coding region: 1210-3120 (636 amino acids)
Biological process (GO): protein homooligomerization; potassium ion transmembrane transport
Cellular component (GO): voltage-gated potassium channel complex; neuronal cell body membrane; dendrite membrane
Molecular function (GO): delayed rectifier potassium channel activity; protein binding
Source: RefSeq, a predicted model, not a curated record
ACUAGGAAGAGAGGGAACCAGCUGUCAACAAUGAUUUAUUGUUAGCUUAUAUUUUCGGUGUUUGUUUUUUUAGACAUAUUGUGAGUCUCUAGACUGACAGUCCUACUCCCUCGUCUUCUUCCUCUACGGUGUUUCCAGAACCAACGUUGUUCCGAGUUCGUGACAAUUCCAAAGAGAAUCCUUACCCACCGCGAGCACACAAAUACAGAGAACAUAGGACGUGCGCGUGCCUUCUUGCCUUCCGUCGUUUAUCUUCUUGAGACUUCACACCCGUGAACACGGUUGACUGCUCGCCCUCCUGCAGGCUCUAAGCACGAGGGAAUCACUCGCAUCGGUCCGUCAAAAUGCAUACACGAAAACAACAAUUACCGGCUGAAGAUUAACAUACAGACACACCUGCGUGAGAAUAAAAGGCGCGGCGCCUGAUCUUUACAGUUAUCGGUUUCGUUCAACGGAAAACUGGAUUUUUCUGUGUUCUUUUAGGGAGGGGGUAAGCGACAGUAGAUACAUGAGAGGAAGGGUAGCAGUCUGAAUAGCAAGGAGGGUGUCUCGGAGAGGAGGGAGAGAGAGAGACUGGUGCUGUCCUUUCAGAACCACGGAAAGCAGUCACCCUUGGCACAGCAGUCACCCUUGGCACAGCAGUCACCCUUGGCACAGCAGUCACCCUUGGCACAGCAGUCACCUUACUGCCCGUGGAUGUCAUAAACAGGUUAUACCAAAACCACCACAACAGGAGGAGAGUCAUUGUGUUGGAUUUGGAUAAAAAGAAAAACAAAACAAUUAUAUCAUCAUCUUUAUCUCUCGGAUGUAUACCACUACGAUGUGACGUCCAUUGUUUAUGGGAAGCCAUUGACUACAAUCAUUUGUGCAAUUAUAUGUUCUCCCUCCAGUAGGUCUGGCUGCUGAUUGAUUUCCGUGACAGGUUGGAGAACCGUUGGAGCAUCUGGCAUUAUCAGUGGGAAUAUGUGCUAAAUUAGGUCUAUACGUGUAUUGUUUGAGGGUCUGUAGUCUGUAAUAGCAGCAGCAGAUUUAUUUUGUGCAUUGUUCUAUUUCCUAUAGCAUCCUACUCCCCCUCCCCUGGUAAUCCUGGGUGUGCAUGUGUUGCACUUACGAGAGUUCUCCCUCCCUCCCUCCCGUUGAGGCGUGCGGUGCUCCUAGAGUUGCCGUUGUGAUGCCGGGAACUUACUGGAGACAUGCCUAAGGGACGCAAUGGGCUUGAGCGACGAGAAGGAUCGCAUUGUGAUAAACGUGGGAGGUAUCAAACAUCAGACAUAUCGCGGUACCCUGCGUACCCUGCCCGGCACCCGUUUAUCCUGGCUCGCCGAACCCGACGCGCCUAGCCACUUCGACUGGGAUGACAAACAUGAGGAAUUCUUCUUCGACCGCCACCCGGGUGUUUUCGCCCAUAUCCUUAAUUAUUACCGGACAGGUAAACUUCACUGCCCUGCCGAUGUCUGCGGACCACUGUAUGAGGAGGAACUGGCCUUCUGGGGCAUCGACGAGACGGACGUGGAGCCGUGCUGUUGGAUGACCUAUAGCCAGCAUCGGGAGGCGGAAGAGGCACUUGAUAGUUUUGGCGGGGGGGCCCUGCUCGACCUGACUGGUAACGAUGAUCCAGACCCGGAGAUUGCAGCCGACCAGGGGGACGGGGUUGGUGAUGAGGCUGAUGAGAUGACAAGGAGGCUGGCACAGGGGGAUUCUCCAGAUGCCAAGGCAGGGGGGUUUUGGGGCCGCUGGCAGAAACGCAUGUGGGCUCUGUUUGAAGACCCCUACUCCUCUAAAUACGCACGGUGGAUAGCCCUGGCCUCUCUGUUCUUCAUCCUCGUGUCCAUCUCCACCUUCUGCCUGGAGACCCACGAGUUCUUCAACCCCAUCGUGAACCGCACCGAGCUGGAGCUGGUGGACAACGUGACGGUGGAGCAUGUGUACCAGGAGACGGAGACGGUGGUCUAUCUCACCUAUAUCGAGGGCGUCUGCGUGGUCUGGUUUACCUUUGAGUUCAUGAUGCGAGUCAUAUUCUGUCCGGACAAGAUGGAGUUCAUGAAGAAAGCUCUCAACGUUAUCGACUUUGUGGCUAUUUUACCGUUCUACCUGGAGGUCGGGCUGAGUGGGCUGUCUUCUAAAGCGGCUAAGGAUGUUCUGGGGUUCCUGAGGGUGGUGAGGUUCGUCAGGAUCCUGCGUAUCUUCAAGCUGACCCGUCACUUCGUGGGCCUGAGGGUUCUGGGUCACACGUUACGGGCUAGCACCAAUGAGUUCCUCCUCCUCAUUAUCUUCCUCGCCCUCGGAGUCCUCAUCUUCGCCACGAUGAUCUACUACGCCGAACGGAUGGGAGCGGACCCGACCGACCCGCGCGCCAGCGAUCACACGCACUUCAAGAACAUCCCCAUCGGAUUCUGGUGGGCCGUCGUUACCAUGACGACCCUUGGCUACGGCGACAUGUACCCCCAGACGUGGUCGGGGAUGCUUGUCGGCGCGCUGUGCGCCCUGUCGGGUGUACUGACCAUCGCCAUGCCCGUCCCCGUGAUCGUCAACAACUUUGGAAUGUAUUACUCCCUGGCCAUGGCGAAGCAGAAGCUACCAAAGAAGAAGAACAAGCAUAUCCCGCGAGCACCCCAACCAGGAUCACCCAACUACUGUAAGUCCAGCAUCAACUCUCCUCCAACGCCCCAUAAAGCACCGCUCCUUCCUGAAAGCCCGAACUUAGUCCACCCCGUUUUGGCUCUGGCUCAAAACAUGGCUCUGACACACGACGACGUCUUUGAAGUACAGUUUCCAGAUUCCAAGCUGAAUGGGGAGGCGGCCAAUGCAGCUCUAGCCAAUGAGGACUGUCCUCAUAUAGACCAGGCCAUCUCGCCAGAGGAGAUCUUCAGCCCCAGUGAGAGAGAACGGCCUUGUUGUCUUGUCACCACAGCUGCAGAACGACCCAACCACACAGGGGGUAGAGUCAGGAGGGGUUAUGACAAGCCUUGGAGCGCCCUAAACAGCAUGUCUGGCAUGAGCGUGAGUGGCCUGGGCGGCCAUGACACCUCUGGAGUGUCGUCCUCCUGCGUUGCCGCGCUACCCUGCAGUCCAUCCUGUCUCAUCCAGCACUCCCACUCCCCCAUCCCAUCCAUUCUCUGAACUCUAGCAUGGUUCACCAGGACACUUUGGUCCUGUCCAGAAUCAACCCCUAACGGUAGCCGCGGACAACCCACUAGACACUUGUGGAGAUCUGAGAGGAUUGGAUAGGUGUAGGCAAUAUGGUGAUAGCGCCACCUAGCCUAUCAGAGGGCAAGGUGGAGUUGUCACCAUAUUUUAUUGCGUAGUUACACCUCUCCAAUCCUCUCAGAUCUCUAGGGGUUGUUUCUGGACAAAUCCUAUCACUAUGUGACCUGACCUCUCGCUACUGCUCUCUCCUCUCUCUACUUCUCUCUCCUCUCUCUACUCCUCUCUCCUCUCUCUACUGCUCUCCCCUCUCUCUACUGCUCUCCCCUCUCUCUACUGCUCUCCCCUCUCUACUUCUCUCCCCUCUCUCUACUGCUCUCUCCUCUCUCUACUGCUCUCUCCUCUCUCUACUGCUCUCCCCUCUCUCUACUGCUCUCCCCUCUCUCUACUGCUCUCCCCUCUCUCUCCUCUCUACUGCUCUCUUCUCUCUCUACUGCUCUCCCCUCUCUCUACUGCUCUCUCCUCUCUCUACUGCUCUCUCCUCUCUCUACUGCUCUCUUCUCUCUCUACUGCUCUCCCCUCUCUCUACUGCUCUCUCCUCUCUCUACUGCUCUCCCCUCUCUACUGCUCUCCCCUCUCUCUACUGAUCUCCCCUCUCUCUCCUCUCUACUGCUCUCUUCUCUCUCUACUGCUCUCCCCUCUCUCUACUGCUCUCCCCUCUCUCUACUGCUCUCCCCUCUCUCUACUGCUCUCUCCUCUCUCUACUGCUCUCCCCUCUCUCUACUGCUCUCUUCUCUCUCUACUGCUCUCCCCUCUCUCUACUGCUCUCCCCUCCCUCUACUGCUCUCCCCUCUCUCUACUGCUCUCCCUUCUCUCUACUGCUCUCUCCUCUCUUUGGUUUUACUCUUGCCCUUACUCCCGCGUUCCUUUUCUGCUUUUCUUUUUUUUUCCCGUCUCCAAUUUAUCUCCAAAUUGAAAUAAUGGUACAACUGCUCCCAAGACAAGGUCUUAGCAUGGGAGUCUCAGCAGCUCCAGUACAUUGUCACAUGGGCCUCUUUGCAUGGAUUGCCUAGUUCAGAGGCAGAGAUAGCUCCAGUAAAGCAUUGAUGAUGAUAUACUAGUCUGAUAUGUGAUUCUACAGGAUAUUAUCCCCUAUUGUCUAUUUGUUCGACCUUUCUAUCAUUGCCUGUUGCUCUGUUGUUUUUGAUUUCUCAUACUUUUUUUUGUUCUAUAUUAACAACUUUCUCAUCUGCUUUUUUAUAACAAAACUUGUGAAAUAAAGACAAUUUCAUAAGAUGUAUUUAACCCCUGCUUUAAAAUGUUUAUGAUGCUGAAGCUAUGGUUUUACUUAUUGGGAGCGAACAGCUGCCUGCUGUUUGCUGGUGUCCCAAAUGACACCCUAUUCCCUACAUAGUGCACUACUGGCACCCUAUUCCCUACAUAGUGCACUACUUGCACCCUAUUCCCUACAUAGUGCACUACUUGCACCCUAUUCCCUACAUAGUGCACUACUGGUACCCUAUUCCCUACAUAGUGCACUACUUUAGACCAGAGACCCUAUGGGCCCUGGUCAAAUGUUGUGCACUUUAUAGGGAAUGGGGUGCCAUUUGGGAUGCAGGGGGUUGUUGAGUAUCUCCCAUGAAGUAUUUCCUUGUUGCAAAGUGAAGAAGUUCUGAAUACAUGAUGUGUAUGAUGAGACAAAGACUUUAUAUCUCUGAGAGUAGAUUUCACAUCUGGAAUGAGUAGAGAUCUGAUGAUGAUUCUAGAAUGAGCAAGACAUUUAGAAUGAUGAUGAUUCUAGAAUGAUGAAGAGAUCUAGAAUGAUGAUGAUUCUAGAAAGAUCAUUUUUCUGAGACUAGUGACGAUGAUGCGUUUUUGUCAACAGAAACUAAACUUUUACGUUUCAUUUGCAUGUGUUGCAUGAGAUUAUGUUCAACGAGAAGCUAACUGUGUCACAAGUAAGAAAAACAUGUUGCGUUCUUUCAAAAGCUUCUUCUUCUUCUAUUAUACACAUUCUGAAGCAGCUUAUCCUAUAGCAAGAGACUCAUAGCAGAACUAUUCGUGUAGCUGCCAUGUUUUGCCUUUCCCAAAUUCAUGUAUUGUUUACUUACUGUGUGGUUUUAGGAAAUCAUUUUUUUAUAUAGGAACCUACUUUCAAAAGAGUAACACUUGACUUAAUAUACCAGACUUCAUUAAGAUUUACUAGUGAGAUAAUAUGAACUGUUUUGCAGUUUAACGAUACAUAAUGAUACACAUUCUGCAGACAUGAUGAUGUAUCGUUUACACCUGUACUUAGGCAGUAAAACAUAGACAAAAAGCACUUUAUCAAGUCUCGAGUUGACUUAUUUAUCAGACAAAUGAAAUCCUAAUAAAAGAUAUAUACCGCUUUAUUUGGGCUUUCCAUUUCCUUUUGUCUGAUCAUGACUCUUCUGUGGUGGUGCUUGAUGUUAAUUGUUAAAACCCUUGUGAAGAUUAAAUAUCAAAAGAGAUACAGGUGAACUAUAUGUUCGUACGUAAUGCAAUUAUCUAAGGUUACAGUACAGUAU